CAAUUCGGCUCGGGACAAUUAGAUACGCUUAUUAAUCAAAGUUAUGACAUUUUUGAGUCUACCCACAGAAAGUUGCCAUCUGAGCAGGUUGAAGAAUUUGACGACGAACCGUUGCUCGACCUUCAGCCUGUUACUUAUCCUGUACCUGGGAACUCUUGCAAAGCUAGUUCCCCUUUACUAGACUAUGAGGAACCUAAACCAAGCUUGGAAGAAGAGCAACAGCGACGAACUGAAAAAGACGAACAAGAGGUAGGCAAUAAUGAAAUGGAUGACGAACAGGAUGAUAAAGAGGAUGAAGAUGAUUGCGAUGAGACUGUUUCUUGGCAGGACUAUUUGAUAUACGGCCAUUUGGGGGGCGGUUGGUGCCUAAUGGCAUGCGUGCUUUUGCUCUUCGUCAGUACCAUCAGCCUACUCGUUUCAUGUGACUUUUUUGUUGCAAAAUGGUAA
This is a messenger RNA of Protopolystoma xenopodis, 447 nucleotides long. NCBI's taxonomy places the organism in Eukaryota, Metazoa, Platyhelminthes, Monogenea, Polystomatidea, Polystomatidae. The record is from the annotation of a GenBank genome assembly.